Cucurbita maxima (winter squash) is the source of this 2203-nucleotide messenger RNA. Its product is annotated as chromatin remodeling protein EBS-like. Bases 244 to 882 code for a protein of 212 amino acids. The record is from RefSeq and is a predicted model, not a curated record. Gene Ontology annotation, molecular function: chromatin binding. The transcript has 5 exons. NCBI's taxonomy places the organism in Eukaryota, Viridiplantae, Streptophyta, Magnoliopsida, Cucurbitales, Cucurbitaceae.
GAAACAAAUAUUCGAGCUUCCAACGUAGGUGUGAAUGUAAAGGGGUCGGGCUUGCGCUCCAAAGAAGGCGUCAGUCUGGACAGUGUUGAUCUUCAACGAUGAUGAGAUUAAUGGUGAAGAACUAGGGUUUCUCUUCUUCCCCCAAGUUCUACGGCUCUUCCAAUCCCAAAACACCUCUCAUUUCUCUGUCAAAUACUCUCAAUUCCUUCCCAUUUUCACCACUCUGGCUUCCCUCCCUCACGGAUGGCCAAAACCAGACCGCCCAAGAAAGACUUGGACUCUUACACUAUCAGAGGCACCAACAAGAUCGUUAGAGUCGGAGAUUGUGUUCUGAUGCGCCCGUCGGAAACGAGUAAACUACCUUAUGUAGCGCGCAUCGAGAAGAUCGAAGCUGAUAAUCGAAACAAUAUUAAAGUUCGAGUGCGGUGGUACUAUCGGCCGGAGGAGUCGAUUGGAGGUCGGAGGCAGUUCCAUGGAGCUAAGGAGCUCUUCUUGUCGGAUCAUUACGACGUGCAGAGUGCUCACACCAUUGAAGGGAGGUGCACUGUUCACUCAUUUAAAAACUACACUAAGCUUGAGAAUGUUGGUGCUGAGGAUUAUUAUUGUAGAUUUGAGUACAAGGCUGCUACUGGAGCUUUCACGCCAGACCGAGUUGCUGUCUAUUGCAAAUGUGAAAUGCCUUACAACCCAGACGACCUCAUGGUGCAAUGCGAGGGCUGUAAGGACUGGUAUCAUCCGGCUUGCGUAAGUAUGACUAUCGAGGAAGCAAAAAAGUUGGACCAUUUUGUGUGUUCUGAAUGUGCAUCUGAUGCUGACAUCAAGACAAAUGAGAAUACAUUUUCAGCAUCACCGGUGGCUGAUAGCAAGCUGAAAGUCAUCUAGCAUCUAUCAUCAAACAAUGGGGCAUAUUUAUGUUGCUUCAAAAUUUUAGGUUGAAUUACAACUUUAGUCUCUCAGCUUUUAAGGCCAUUUCUAAUAUGUUUUGUAGUUCAAGAAGUUCAGGUUUUUAAUUAUAAAUUUUGUGAAACUUUUGCAGUACAAUGCUGAAAAUGUUGCAGGUCCCAUUUAUAUUCUAUAUUUUAAAAAAAUUAUAGGCCUAUAAGACAAAAUUCUUACUUGAUUAUGUACUUUCAACUUUAAAUCUAAUAGAUUAGUGAAUUUCACAAAAUGUCAAACAUGACAAGAAUCUAUUGAACCCAAAAUUGAAAGUUAAAGGGAUUUAUUAGAUACUUAAAAGUUAAAAGAUUCAUUGAAAUUUAAGCUAAAUUUUACAUUUGUAGUAAAGGGAUGAAACUUGUGUAGGUUCAUACUUCCACCUCACUGCUAGAGAAAUCUGCAUUUCAAUAAUUCCUUUUUAAUGCACACCAUUAAGUGCUCUCUUUUUCCCGGCCUUCUGAACUAAGUCCUGCAUACUUCUUUGUUGAAAGAACAUACUUUUUUUGGGUAAGAUGGAAAAGACAUACAUCAACUUUCAGCACUAUCAUUGAGCAAAGUAGUAAGCAUUUCUCGACCGAUAGGGAGAGGGGCGCUUUGUUUUCGUUUUCUUAACGCCUCUUAGUUGUUUCACAUUGGAAGCUUGUCCAUUUCUAAACCUACAUCACUAGUUGGAAUUUCUGGGAAAAUCCCACCUCCAAUAGCAUCCAUUUUCACCAUUUUUUCCCGGGACUUUGUCAAGCUAUAAGUACUCUAGUAAUCUCUGUGACAACAGAUGGCUCAGGCAGGUAAGAAUAUUAAUGGAAAAUAGAUGAAACCAACUUCCCUCACUGACCAAACUACAAGUUCUGCCUGUUUAAGGAAGGGAAGAAUCAUCAGUUUCUUUAAGAUUCCAAUUCUUUAAUGUAUUUUUAUAUGAUGUGUGGUGUAAAACGAUUAACCGAACGUUUGUUAUUGCAGCUAGAGUCGAAGCGACAGAAGAGAUGACCACUGCCAGUGGGACUCUUUGUUGGGUUCAACAUAGCUUGGAUUUCGUUGAGUAAAACUUUUGUAUUAUGACUGAAGGAAGCUAUAUAUAUAUGUGUGUGUGUGUGUGUGUACUGUGAAUGAUUUAGUGUAGGGGUAGGGGUUUAGGGAGUUUCUUAAUAACAAUUCAGGCUGGUCUUGUUGUAUCCUUUUGGUAAACUCUCUCUUCUGUUUCUGUCUUGACAGCUUUUAAUGUGACCGAACACUGGAAAGUGGAAACAGAAACUUUAGAGGUUGCUGAAAA